GCAACCCCAUCACCCCCUAAAUUGUAAGGACUGACACCGGGGUCUCUCUCAACUCUUAACCAUUACCGAUGCUCUAAUAUAUAUACGCUUCGUUUGCAAUUAGUACCAAAAUCAACCCUAAUCUUAAAAAAAAAAAAAACCCCCAAUUUCGUAAACAGCUCUCUUCAAUCUGCAAUCAGCACUGUUAAUAUUGAACAAAUUAUUCAAUUGAUCGGAAAUAUGUGGGGUCAAUUUUCCGGGAAAGAUGACUUGGAAUCGGGCCGCGAGCCGCUGUACCCGAUGAUGACGGAAAGCCCAGAACUCCGGUGGUCUUUCAUCCGCAAGAUAUAUACGAUCGUCAGUAUUCAGUUGCUUCUAACAAUUGCUGUUUCUGCCCUUGUUGUCACUGUUCACCCCAUUUCACUCUUCUUUUCCACCACCCGUGCUGGAUUGGCGGUUUAUAUUGUCCUCGUCAUCACCCCCUUUAUUGUUUUGUGCCCGCUGUAUUACUAUUACCAGAAGCACCCUGUGAAUUAUAUCCUGCUCGGGAUUUUCACUGUGGCCCUUGCGUUUUCCGUCGGGUUGACUUGUUCGUACACCAGCGGCAAAGUUAUUCUAGAAGCUGCUAUCUUAACUGCCGUCGUUGUAGUCAGUCUCACUCUAUACACUUACUGGGCCGCAAAACGAGGUCAAGAUUUCAAUUUUUUGGGACCGUUUCUUUCCGGGGCUAUAAUGGUACUCUUGGUAUUUGCCCUGAUUCAGAUUUUCUACCCGCUUGGUAAGCUCAGCGUGAUGAUAUACGGAUGCUUGUCCGCUGUAAUAUUCUGCGGAUAUAUCGUUUACGACACUGAUAAUCUGAUUAAACGGUAUGGCUAUGAUGAAUAUAUCUGGGCUGCCGUUGCACUCUAUCUCGAUGUCAUAAACCUCUUUCUGGCACUGUUGAGCAUUUUCAGAGAAUUGGAUACGUAGAGAGUGAGUAUUGGUUCGGUUCGGUUUCGUUUCUAUUACACUCUUUAAAUAUACUUUUUUCUAUUUUACUUUCGAUAUGUUUGGUACAUCAUCCUAGAAAUUUGGUAGCUAUUGAUGUAAAGCACUGCCGCUCGUUUGGUUCAUCGGGUUUCUAUGUACGAUGUUGUGCUAAAUGAGUGACGGUAUGAGAAUUCUUGCUGGUAUUUCUGCGAUUCGGAUGCAAUUUAUGCAGUUUAAUUUGAUAUAUACAGUAACAUACUUUGGUUUGUGUCGACGUGGAUCUGUGUAAAACGCUAUAAAUAUGCAAAGUUACUGGUUA
This is a messenger RNA of Erythranthe guttata (spotted monkey flower), 1267 nucleotides long. RefSeq names its product protein LIFEGUARD 2. The record is from RefSeq and is a predicted model, not a curated record. Gene Ontology annotation, cellular component: membrane. Lineage: Eukaryota; Viridiplantae; Streptophyta; Magnoliopsida; Lamiales; Phrymaceae.